Molecule: messenger RNA, 1398 nt
Organism: Dermacentor andersoni
Lineage: Eukaryota; Metazoa; Arthropoda; Arachnida; Ixodida; Ixodidae
Source: RefSeq, a predicted model, not a curated record
AUGGCCAACGGCUCCAGCAGUGAUGGCGGACAGGCCGAGAAGACCACGCAGUACGCUUACCUCAACGUCCAGACACGCGGAGACCUGUCGAGCCUCCAGUGGUACGAGUCUCCUCUGAACUACCUCUCCCCUUGCGAGAAAACCGGGUCCGAGGGACUAUUCGUCGACGUAUACUACGCAGCUGUCAACUUCCGUGACGUCAUGCUUGCCACUGGAAAGGUAAACAUGGACACGGCACGCGGUGACAAUGUCGCCGAGGAGGCCUUCCUCGGCAUGGAGUAUUCAGGCCGCGACUGGAAUGGACGGCGUGUCAUGGGAAUGGUCAGCGGCAAGGGCAUAGCAACCGCACUUGCGGCCGACCCAGUCAUGAUGUGGACUAUUCCCGAAAGCUGGACUAUGGAAGAGGCUGCUACGGUCCCCGUGGUGUACUCCACUGCCUACUACGCUCUGGUGAUACGCGCCGACAUUCAACCUGGGCAGUCGCUCCUAGUCCAUAGUGGCAGCGGAGGCGUCGGACAAGCCGCAAUCGCAAUUGCUCUUUCCAUGGGAUGCACUGUCUUUACCACUGUGGGAUCUGAGGAGAAGAAAGAAUUUCUCAAGCGGCGCUUUCCAGUGUUAAAUGAUCGAAACUUUGCAAACUCUCGAGACCUGUCCUUCGAAGAACACAUCAUGUGCGAAACUAAAGGCCGGGGUGUGGACUUGGUGCUCAACUCGCUGUCGGAAGACAAGCUGCAGGCCAGCGUGCGCUGCUUGGCAACUCACGGCCGCUUCGUGGAGAUCGGCAAGUUCGACCUAUUCGAGAACAAUAAUUUGGGCAUGUCCGUGUUCCUCCAAGACGCCAACUUCCACGGGGUCAUGUUGGACAGCUUGCUGCUCCCUGACACGACUGCUCUGGCUCAGAAGCGCCGUGUUGGAGAGCUUCUCGACGAGGGAAUAAAAUCCGGCGUCGUGCAGCCGCUGGAUGUCACCGCGUUCACCCGAGAACACAGCGAGCAGGCGUUCCGUUUUAUGGCCUCUGGAAAACAAAUUGGCAAGGUCUUGAUCCAGAUGCGGACGGAAGAGAGCAAGCCCACGACUCGCGCACCUCCGCUGACCAUAGAAGCAGUGGCGCGUCCCUACUUCUACCGACACAAGUCUUACGUCAUUGUCGGUGGCCUGGGUGGCUUCGGUCUGGAGCUCGCCGAGUGGAUGGUGUCACGUGGCUGCCGCAAGCUGCUCCUCGUUUCCAGGCGCGGUGUGCGUACGGGCUACCAGAGGCUUUGUCUUCAGCGGUGGAGCGACCUGGGGGCCACAGUGCUCGUAAGCAACGAGGAUGUCUCUACGGAGGAAGGUGCUCGCAAAAUUAUCGACAAUGCAGCAGCCAUGGGCCCUGUGGGCGGCAUUUUCAACUUGGCCAUG